This is a messenger RNA of Momordica charantia (bitter melon), 3761 nucleotides long. The record is from RefSeq and is a predicted model, not a curated record. NCBI's taxonomy places the organism in Eukaryota, Viridiplantae, Streptophyta, Magnoliopsida, Cucurbitales, Cucurbitaceae.
UCGCCUUUUAAUAUGCUAGAUUUAUUCUUCUCUAUCUGAAGAGAAAAUGGGUGAAGUUGUAUCUCUUGAAACAACGUCAGAAAUUUGGUCUUCUCUAACUAGAGUUUAUGAUUCUAAGACUACAGUUAGAAUUAUGGGCUUAAAAACAUAGUUACAAAGUUUGAAGAAAGAUGGAUUAUCUGUUAGUCAAUAUCUAGCUUUGCUGCCAUUGGUGAACCUCUUUCAUAUCGUGAUCAUUUAGCUCAUGUCCUAGAUAGUCUAGGGAGUGAAUACAAUGCCUUUGUUACAUCUAUUCAUAAUAGGACUGAUUCCCCUUCUUUAGAAGAUGUUCGCAGUCUUCUUGUUGCCUAUGAGGCACGUUUGGACAAACAGAAUACGGUCGACUAGCUUAAUAUUGCUUAGGCAAACCUUGUCAAUAUUUCCCUUCAACACAACAAUAAACGCCCUCCUCCGAAGUUCUCCUUCCUCAACCAUUACAAACAAUGUUUUCCUAAUCCUCCUAUUUCUGCUGCUCAAUCUCAAAGUAUACACGGUAAGCCACAGAGUGUUCACAAAUGGCCUCCCAGGCCCUCUGGUUCCAAAACUCAAUGUCAAAUUUGUGGUCAAUUUGGUCAUUCUGCUACUGUGUGUUAUCAUAGAACCAAUCUUGCUUGUCAAAAUACUUCCCCUCAAGCUUUUUAUCAUAAUGUUCAACCUUCACCCACCCAUCCAUCUUCUGUACAUGAAUUUCAACACCCUAAUGAAAGCUGGUUUAUGGAUUUUGGUGCCACUCACCAUAUGACUCCAGACUCCUUCAUCCUUUACAAUCCAGCCCUUAUAAUGGUGGUAAACAAGUCACAGUUGGAAAUGGAUCUUCCGUCCAAGAUGGUUCUUCUUCAGGGAUCGCUUGAGGAUGGAUUAUAUCGUCUCUCUCCUGGUCUACAACGAUCUAUUUCCUAUCCUAUCCACGUUCUUCACCCACUACUGUUUGUUUGUCCUUGGUUAAUUUUGCCCCAACUUGGCAUGUGAGGUUAGGUGACCCUACUGCUUCUACUUUCAAGCAAAUUUUGUCUCUUUGUCAUGUUUCUCCUUCUAAGGAUCAUGUUCCUGAUUUUUGUAAUUCAUGUCAGUUAGCUAUGAGUCAUCAUUUACCUUUUAACUUGUCUACUACAAAAACUACCGAGCCCUUUCAAUUGGUUCAUUCUGAUGAAUGGGGACCUUCCCCUCAAACUUCUGUUAACGGAGCUCAGUAUUUUCUUUUAUUUGUUAAUGAUUUUACUCGAUUUUCCUGGUUAUAUUUAAUUAAGUCCAAACAUGAAACCUUCUCUUGCUUUUUAACCUUUAAGUCUUUUGUUGAAACCCAAUUUGGCAAGUCCAUUAAAUGUCUUCAAACUUAUUUGGGGGGUGAGUUUCGCCGAGUAUCCUCCUUUCUAAAUUCUCAUGGUAUUGGCCAUCGAAUUUCAUUCCCUUAUACUCCUCAGCAAAAUAGGAGGGUAGAGCGUAAAAAUCGUCAUGUUGUUGAAAUCUGUCUUUCUUUACUUGCUCACUCUCAUUUACCCUUAACCUUUUGGAGCUUUGCCUUUCAAACUGCGGUCUUUCUUAUUAAUAGAUUGCCCACUCCUAUUCUUAAUUCUCUCUCCCCUUACCAAAAGCUUUAUGGCUCUAUUAUGGAUUAUCACUUACUUAAAUCGUUUAGGUGUGCUUGUUUUCCUUUUCCCAUCCAUCAACGGAGUGUCUUUUCAUUGGAUAUAGUUCUCAUCAUAAAUGUUACUUGUGUCUUGAACCCUUAGGAUCUGGACAGAUUUAUAUCUCUCGUCUUGUUGUUUUUAAUGAAUCUAGUUUCUCGUGUGCAUCAAAAUCUUUUUCCUUUGGUCCGGUCAAACAAACUUCUUCUCAUUCUUCUUCUUUUUCCUCCACUUCUUUUUCCAUUUUACCCACUUCUUUUUCACCUUCCCUGCCCAUUUUUCCUCUUUCUACUCAUCAUGGUUCAACAACUCCUUCUUGUCUCCCUACUUUUUCUCCUACAUUUUCUCAUUGUGACAAUGCUCACCAUCACACCACUACUUCAGUUUCUGCAACACAAAAUUCUUUGCCUAUUACUUCCAUCUCCCAUCCAUCCCCUACCACUAAUACUAGCUCGUCUCCAUUUGUUCCCUCACCUACUGCCAUUUCUGAAAAACAGUGAAUCCCAUGCCACUCCAUUUGUCUCCUCUCCCACUACCAUUUCUGACAAUAGUGAAUCUCAUGUCCCUGCCAUCUCCGAAAGCCCUACCUCAGUGACCACUCAACCCCAUAUCACCAAUGUUCAUCCUAUGAUAACACGUGCCAAACCCGGAUUUUUAAACCUAAGGCAUGGCUUACCUCUUCUACCAUUUUCCAUCCUCUUCCAAGUGAACCCACCUCUUUUCGGACUGUUGUUAAAUGUGUUGAAUGGAAAGAUGCUAUGGCUAAGGAAUAUCAAGCUUUGGUUAGUAAUGGUACUUGUGAUCUUGUCGAACCAUCAUCCGUGUAUAAGGUUAUUGGAUUUAAGUGGGUAUAUAAAAUCAAGUUACGACCAAAUGGAGAGAUUGAGAGGUAUAAAGCUCGUUUGGUGGCUCGCGGUUUUGACCAAGCUUGUGGGAUUGAUUACUUUGAGACUUUUAGCCCAAUUAUUAAACCGGCCACUAUUCGUGUUGUUAUUUCUCUUGCCGUUCAGUUCAAAUGGCACAUUCGGCAACUCAAUGUACAUAAUGCCUUUUCAAAUGGUGAUGUUCAAGAGGAUGUGUAUAUGUCUCAACCCCAAGGUUUUGUUGAUGUAGAUAAACCUUCUCAUGUGUGUAAAUUGUGAAAGGCAUUGUAUGGAUUGAAACAAAGUCCUCGUGAAUGGUUCUUGAAACUGAGUAUAUGUCUAGUUCAGUGGGAAUUUCAAGGUUCGAAAUUAGAUACCUCGAUGUUUGUUUAUAACAAGAAAUCUGUUUUGGUUAUAAUUUUGAUUUAUGUGGAUGAUAUUUUGGUUACUGGAAAUAGCCUCUCUUUUAUACAACACUUUAUUUCUUCCUUAAAUUCCAUGUUUGCUUUAAAGGACUUGGGUGAACUAUCUUACUUCUUGGGUAUGCAAGUCCUUUGAUGUGGUGAUUAGUUACAUAUAUCUCAACAUAAGUAUUUCACUGAUCUCCUACAACGAGCGAAUAUGGUUCAUUGUAAACCUCUUGAUACUCCGAUGGCUACUGGUAAAGUACUUUCUCUUAAUGAUAGAGAUCUAUUUCAUGAUCCAUCUCUUUAUCGUACCAUUGUCGGUGCUCUUCAGUAUUGCACUCUUAUUUGUCCUGAUUUGAGCUUUUAUGUCAAUAUAGUGUGUCAAUUUCUCCAUGCCCCAACGGUAGUACAUUAGCUUGUUGUCAAGCGUAUUCUUCGCUAUAUUAAACAUACAGAUAGGGCUUGGAAUCACCUUUGCAUACUCACCUCAUAAAGCUUUAACUUGUUAUACUGAUGUUGAUUGGGCCAGUUAUCCAGAUGAUCGUCGGAGUACUAGUGGUUUUUGUAUUUUCCUUGGUAAUAAUUUGGUCUCUUGGUCUUCAUCCAAACAGAAAGUUGUAUCUCGUUCCAAUGUUGAGUUCGAGUAUCGAGGAAUGUCUAAUGCCACUCCUGAAUUAAUAUGGAUCCAAUCUGUUUUGUCAGAAAUUGGUGUUUCUUUAUCCUCGAUUCCUUUACUUCUGUGUGAUAAUAUUAGUGCCACAUACUUGGCUGCAAACCCAGUGUUACAUAAACGAUCUAAGCACAUCGAAAUUGACUAUCACUUUAUU